Anoplopoma fimbria (sablefish) is the source of this 1575-nucleotide messenger RNA. RefSeq names its product zona pellucida-like domain-containing protein 1. Lineage: Eukaryota; Metazoa; Chordata; Actinopteri; Perciformes; Anoplopomatidae. Bases 1 to 1575 code for a protein of 524 amino acids. The transcript has 4 exons. The record is from RefSeq and is a predicted model, not a curated record. Gene Ontology annotation, cellular component: cell surface.
AUGAAGAUGAUGGAAUGGAGAAGCUCGGCAGCUUUGAGCUCCAGACUGCAGGGCAUCCAAUACGAGCUCAUCAACUACACGAACACGUCCACGCUCGCAGCUGAUGGCUUUAACAUCUCGUCCACCUGUAAAUCUGUUAUGGGAUGUAUUUAUAGCAGAGCUGGAGAGCGUGAGACUCUCACCGACGGGCUCAGCGAGCAGCACGAUGAAGCUCACGUCGGUUUUCGUCGGCCGUACUGGAGCUGCUCUAACGGGUGUCACUCACCAGAGCUCGGCCCGUUUAACAAUGUCACAGCAUCGGCCACAGCAUCACACGAAUAUGGAGGUACCUGGGUCGUUGCUACGAGCCAUCCGGUCCUGUGUGCCGUGUCCAAACACUCGGCACAGAAUCAGACACCUUUCCAGUGGGUGUUGGCCUCUGCUUGGGGUUUCCAUGUCACAGAUUCUGCCGGAAGUAAUCAGCUGUUGCUGAAUGAAUGUGGGACAGAAGCAAGACGUCCACAAGUCACUGACAUCGCAGUGCAGUGCGGCACUUCGUCCAUCGGUCUGGCGAUUGAGAUCUGCCCCGUCAUCUACACCGGCUACAACGAGACCCUGCUGUUCCUGAACCACAUGGUGGACCCGGUCUGCAGGGCGACCAUCGAUGAGUCUGUGUCGCCGCCCGUCGCUCGCUUCAACUUCCCUCUCAACACGACCCACGCAUGCGGGAGCAUAUUCCGGACCACCAGUGCCGCGGGUACCGGCGUGUUCUCCGACUUCUCCAACAUCCAGACGGUGAACAUCAGCGGCGUGGUGCGGUCCGUCGACCCCACGCCGGGCACGGUCACUUACAACGCCGAGCUGAAGUACUACUACUCCUGCGCCUACCCGUUAGAGUAUCUGAUCAACAACACCCAGGUCGACGUGUCGGCUUCCUCCAUCGCGAUCAAGGACAACAACGGGAGCUUCAUCAGCACCUUGAGCAUGGAGCUGUUCAGCGACGCCAACUUCACCCGACCUAUGUUCAUUCCACAACUGGGGAUCGAACUCAGGACCACCAUGUACGUCGAGGUCAAGGCCACCAACCUGACGGGGCAGUACCACGUCCUGCUGGACCGCUGCUACGCCUCCAUCUCCCCUCUGCCCAACAACUCCAGCUUCUUCAACCUCUUUGUGCCCUGCUCACAGGACAGGUUCACCACCGUGGUGGAGAACGGGGUCAGCCAGAGCUCCCGCUUCCACUUCCCAGCCUUCCGCUUCAUCGAGCAGCAGAACGAGACCGUGUCCACCUACUACCUCCACUGCAUCACCCGGCUGUGUGAGAAGAGCACCUGCAGCGCCUUCAAGCAGUGCAACAAGCGGAGGAAGAGGAACACCGUGGGCCAGUCCUCGCUGGAUCUGUCCGACACGUACACCAUCUCUUCCUCGGAGAUCGUAACCAAAGCCAACACCCUUGAGUCCAAGGAGGAGCCCCUUGUCGCCAGAGAUGAUGGGGGCUCUGAUGUGGGGCUUGGUGUGGCCGUUGGCAUCCUCGGCUUUGUUUGCCUCGUCGCCCUUUGUGUUGCAGCUGUGUUUUACAAAAAGCUCAGAAACUAA